AUGGCCGCGACGGCCGCGCGCGAGACCGCGACGGUCGCCGACGUCGCCGAGGCGAAAGAAAGGGCCCUGGCCCUCGAGACGCGCCUCGUCGACGCCGAGGCCGCCGCGGCGAAGCUCGCCGACGAGGCCGCCAACGCCGCGCGCCAGCGCGAGCUCGCCGAGGGCAAGGCGAGCGCGGCCGCCGCGGAGCGCGACGCCACGGACGGCGUCUUGGCGGCUAUGCGCGCGCGCGUCGAGGCCGCGGAGCGCGCCGCCGCCGACGCCGCGAAGCGCGCGACGGACGCCCUCGAGCGCGCGGGCGCCACCGAGGCGGAGCUGCGCAGGAGCCUCGAAGACGCGCGCCGCGACGCGCCGGCGGACGUCGCGGUCGACGGCGCCGUCGCGGACGCCGAGGCCGCGCGGCGGGACCUGGCGGCGACGGUCGCCGCGGCCGCGCCCCUGUCGAAGAUGCGCAAGGCGGACCUCGUCGCCGAGUGCCUGGACCGCGGCCUGGACGUCGAGGGGCUCCGGGUCCCCGAGCUCCGGGUCCAGCUCCGCGCGGCGCGCGCCGCGGCCGCCGCCGCGGAGGCGCCGGCGAACGGCGUCUCGGAGAAGGACGGCGCCUCGGCGCCGGCCGCGGAGGCGGAGGCGAAGCAGACGGAGAAGAAGAACGGCGCCGCGGCGCCGGCCGCGGCCGCGGAGGCGAAGCCGGCGCCGAAGAAGAAGGCGCGUGCCGCUAAGAAGUAG
This is a messenger RNA of Aureococcus anophagefferens, 726 nucleotides long. Its product is annotated as expressed protein. NCBI's taxonomy places the organism in Eukaryota, Pelagophyceae, Pelagomonadales, Pelagomonadaceae. Bases 1 to 726 code for a protein of 241 amino acids. The record is from RefSeq and is a predicted model, not a curated record. The transcript has a single exon.